GAUCCGAACCCAAGUUUUAAAACCUUUUCACCGACUAUGGCGUCUACUCUCCUCACUGCGAAGCUCUUGCUUCGGCUCCUCUCCAAAUCUUUCUUCCAAUUAUCUUCGGUUUACUAUAUUUACAUUUCCCGCCAACCGUUCUGGAAGUUUGCAGGUUUGUUCAUUUUCUUCAGGAAAGAACAUCUGUCACCUAAAGCUUGAACACAUCGCUAUGGCGUCUUCUGAUGGUAUGCGUCUCUUUCUUUGGAUUCUCUAAUUCUUGAUUCCUAAUUCUUUUGGGUUCUUGGGGAUGGGUUUUAUAAAAUGGAAUUAGAGAGUUCCCCCUACCUUCAUUUUAGGACUGUAUACUGGUUUCAUUUAGUUUCAGAAACUGUUACAAUAAGGAGACGAGUGAACAGUAUUAACCUUUUAGGACUUCAUCUGUUGUGAGAUCGUUGAAAAUUUUAUUUGGAGGGUCAUGGAUAAGAUUCUAUUACAUGCCUUAUCAAAGGCUAUGUUUUGAGCAGUUCUGAGAAAUUACAUCAUUCCUGGCUAGGUUGAUGCUUAAUGUCACAAUCCGCAAUGAGAUCAACCACCAUAACAAAACUACUCAAGUUAAGCAGUCCACAUCUUUUCCUGAUAAAGAAUUGUUCAGACAUGAAAGAAUUAAUGAAGUUCCACUGCCAGUUUAUCACUAAUGGGCUUUCCAAUGAAACCAUCUUUCUCAGCGCCCUUCUCUCCUUCUCUGCAAUCUCUGCUGCUGGGGACUUGGGUUAUGGUCGAUUUAUUUUCAAUCACAUAGAUUCACCCAACGUGUUCAUGUUCAAUACCAUGAUUAGAGGCUAUGCUUGGAGUGCUACGCCUCAUGAAGCCAUUUCUCUUUAUAUUCAUAUGCUCCAUUCUGGAUUAUUUCCUAAUAAGUACACUUUCCCAGUCGUGGUCAAAGCCUCAUCAAGAAUUAUAGACCCAAUUGGUGGAAAAGCCAUCCACGGUUCCAUAAUCAAGUUCGGUUACUGUUCAGAUGUCUAUGUUUUGAAUUCCCUCAUGCAUAUGUACGAGAGUCUUGGGUUGUCAAAUGCAAUCAUCUACCUAUUUGCUGAAAUUUCUGAACCAGAUGUAGUGUCGUGGAAUGUUGUUAUUGAUAAUUUUGCCCAACACGGUUGCCUUAAUGAGGUCUUGACUGCAUUCACUGAAAUGUGUUGUUCUGGGGUUGAACCAAACGCAGUUACAGUUCUUGGUCUCAUCUCUGCCUGCUCCAAAUCACAGAACUUGUAUCUGGCAAAGUUGAUCCAUGGAUACAUUAUGAAGAAAGAUUUGCAGAUUACUCCGAAUCUUGAAAACGGUUUACUUGAUAUGUAUGUAAAAGUUGGAGAUGUCGAUUCUGCUGGAAGACUGUUCAAUAGGAUGCCUGAGAAAUCAGUCAUCACUUGGACCUCCAUGAUUGAUGGUCUUGUGCAAAAUGGGGAGGUGGAAAAUGCACGUUUGUUAUUUGAUCAGAUUCCAAGCAGGGACACCACAUCUUGGAAUGCGAUGUUGAAUGGUUUUAUAAAGGCCGGAGACUUGACCUCUGCAGAACAGCACUUCAAUGUAAUUCCUGAGAAGGAUUUGGUGUCAUGGAACAGCAUAAUUGUUGGGUUUGUUCAAAACAAGAGGUAUGUGAAUGCCUUGUACCUUUUCCGGGAAAUGCGAGUUUCAGGAGUGAAGCCGGACCGAGUAACAGUUGUAAGUGUGUUAUCUGUGGGUGGGUUUCUAGGUGCUCUGGACCAUGGUGAGAUGAUUCACUCAUAUAUGGAGAAACAGAACAUAAAAGAGGAAGAGGUUGAGGUGGCGCUAAUGGAUAUGUACUGCAAGUGUGGGGCUCCACAGGAAGCUGUAAGGAUGUUCCAUGGAAUGCUUAGGAAGACUGUGUUGGCUUGGAGUGCCAUAAUUGUUGGCUUGGCCAUGAACAGCCUUGCCAAGGAUGCUCUGGAUUUCUUCUCUCAGAUGAAGAACGCAGGAAUAAAACCAAAUGAGAUAACAUUCAUUGGUGUUCUAUGUGCUUGCAGUUAUGCUGGCUUAGUUGAACAAGGUCGGUGGUUCUUCAAUGCAAUGAACCAGGUGUAUGGCAUCCAGCCGAGAUGUGAACAUUAUGGGUGCAUGGUCGACAUUCUAGGCCGUGCAGGGCUUCUGAUCGAAGCCGAGAUGUUGAUUCAGAGCAUGCCCAUGAUACCUGAUGCCGGUGUCUGGGGAGCCCUACUUGGUGCAUGUAAGCUUCAUGGUGAGGUUCCCAUGGCCGAAAGGGUGGCCAAAAUCCUAACUGAAAUUGACUCAUAUCACUCUGGGCGUUAUGUUCUUCUCUCCAACAUCUAUGCUUCACAAAAGAGAUGGCAAGAUGUGGAGAAUGUGAGAGAGAUGAUGAAAGCCCGUGGAGUCCGGAAGAAACCUGGUUUCAGUCUGAUUGAGCUGCGAGGUAAGAUGCACCAAUUUCUGGUAGGGGAUACAUCGCACCCUGACACCCAACAGAUAUAUUUCAUGUGGGAGGAGAUCAGUAAGAGACUGAAAGAUGCAGGAUACAGACCAGACACAUCUCAAGUGUUGUUCGACAUAGAUGAUGAAGAGAAGGAACAUGCAAUCUCCUACCAUAGCGAGAAGUUGGCCAUUGCUUUGGGGUUCCUGAGGGGAGGCCCCAGGUCUGCCAUUAGAGUUGUGACAAACCUUCGUGUGUGCUAUGAUUGCCAUUCUGCCGCUAAGUCAAUCUCAAAGGGGUUACUGGUGAAAGUAUAAAAUCUAGAGCUGUGUUUGAUAUGCAUUGUUGGAAUUCAUUCUAGGUCCAGAACACAUUCUGAGGUAAUAAAAUAGUGUUUGGUAUCUAUUCUCGUUCUUGGGCCUUAUAAUGCAUUAGAGACUGCGAACGUGCCGUCUGAAACAUUCCACGUUCUGAGAUUAGAACAAAAUCUUCUUUCUCAGAGCCCAACAUAUCCUUGAGGAUGAGAAGAUCCUGUGGGUGAGCUUCAGCCUGAAAGAAGAACUAUGGUUCCUGCAAAGCACUUGAACUGAUCUCGACUUCAAGAUUCAAGAUCAGAUUUGUGCUCUCUCUCUCUCUCUCUCUCAUCUCUAUUGAUUUGUAUGCUGUGCAAAUCAAUCACUAUUUGGUAGCAAGUGUUGGAAAAAGGGGAUAAGCUGUAUUUUUGUUGGUUUCAUUUUGCUUUCAUCUCAUUGUUUUAGGGUUUCGUUGUUGGAGCCUGUGAGGUAGCUGAAGCUGAAAAGAACCUGUGAUACAUGCAAAGCGCAAGGCGUCCAAUUCAGCCAAUCUCUUCCUCAGGGUCAGAUUUCUGCUUUCUUUCCUAUAUGGAGCCAAACAUUCCUUCUAUUCAGUCUCCUGGCCAUGGUUACUGGUGCAAGCUUGCAACAGAGUAACAUAUAUGCACAUGCAUUUUGAUGUAUGAAUUUUAAGCUUAAUGCAGUAAAAGAACAAAGGGCCUAAAACAGGGAGCACCUUCAGUGUUUGAACCAGUUGAUUAAACCUGUACAUUAAAUUGGACGGUUCACCUGCUUUUAGUUUGAACUAAAUACUACAUUGGUCAGCUUCAUUCUUCGGAAUAGGCAUUGGUUAGGUAUCAAUUCCAUUGAUGGUUUGGGCAAGUGUAUCUGAACUUAUCCAAACCCAAGGGAUGUCAUAUUCAAUCUGGACGCCAAGAUGGGGUACUUGUGUACAUGACUCCAAUUAUAGCUGACCUCAGUCCCUGCAAUUUAGGAUAAGAAAGGAUCUGCACUUGACCCUUGUGUUGAAUAGGGAGAAAAAGUUAAAAUUGGAGCUUAGCUUUGUUAAAUAUACAGCUCUGUUAAAUAGGGAGAAUGAAGAGUUCAAGGUUUGGUUGAAGAAAAAUAUGGAAAUCAUCUAAGUGACUCUAUCCCCACAGCCUUGUAGUGUAGACAAGGUGGGCACUGGGCAGCAACACUACACUUUACAAGUACCUCUAAGAUACAAACACUGGUGAUGAAUCUGGUAUCCCGGUUCAGCAUACUGAUAGUGACUCAGAAGAUGAUGCUGUGUAUUCUAAAUUACAUUGAGAUGGCAGCUUAUGUGACAAAUUGGAGGAGUCAACAGCUGGCAUAUUCAGUGAAGAUGGUUCUUUCAGAAACAGAAACUCAAUAAUCCAUCUUUCAGUGCAACUCACAAGGUUCUUCAAUUGAGAUGGCAUUUGGUUUGCUGACAAGCCAGAAUCAGGUCGAUGAUUCUCGUGGGACUGACUUGCCCUCUGCAUCUGAGAUAUUGGAAGAUUGGAAGGAAAGCGGGAAAAACGAUGGUAUUUGCUUACCACCCAAAAGCUGGCUGUAAGUGAUCCCAAGAAUUCCUGAAUUUCCGGAUCAGUUGUUGAUAUCAGGUGGCCAUGUUGUUUAUAGCCUGCUUUGAUGGUAACAAAGUGAACUGUCUUAUAGACUCUUAGGUAUAAAUUUUGGGUCUACUGUGAGGAAAGCUCAGCUUAAUUCCUGCAUUCUAUACGGAGAAUGAAAGUCUCAAACAAUUAAUUCUUUCCAAUUCCAA
Molecule: messenger RNA, 4504 nt
Organism: Macadamia integrifolia
Lineage: Eukaryota; Viridiplantae; Streptophyta; Magnoliopsida; Proteales; Proteaceae
Product: pentatricopeptide repeat-containing protein At2g29760, chloroplastic-like
Exons: 2
Coding region: 547-2742 (731 amino acids)
Biological process (GO): RNA modification
Molecular function (GO): protein binding; RNA binding; zinc ion binding
Source: RefSeq, a predicted model, not a curated record